Messenger RNA from Haliotis rufescens (red abalone), 465 nucleotides. RefSeq lists its product as uncharacterized. The coding region runs from base 72 to 374 and encodes 100 amino acids. The transcript is spliced from 4 exons. Lineage: Eukaryota; Metazoa; Mollusca; Gastropoda; Lepetellida; Haliotidae. The record is from RefSeq and is a predicted model, not a curated record.
ACAGAGUAUAUAAGAUAGACGUGAUACCAUGCUUCAAAACAGUACAAACAGUACACCCUGAACUCUCAGCCAUGCAGGUUUCCCUCUUUCUCGCCGUUUUCUGUGCCGUCAUUGCUGUUAUCUACAGCGAGACCUGCAGGGAUGAGAAAGACUGUGAUCACGUGACCUGCGAUAGUUCCUCAAAGCUGGGCUGCUCUCAUGGAGAAUGUACCUGCCUGACUUCCGCCACAUCUGGUUCCUGCGCUCAAGCCACAUGCAGCGCCCGUGCCGACUGCGACAGCUGCAAAUGUAGAGACAGCCGUGCUUCUCACCACUGCUACGAUGGGCACUGUCUCUGUGGACGAGGUGGAUUUGGACCUGGCAUUGGCAAAUAAACUUUGACGCAGAGGAUCAAUUGACUAUUUAUAGUUUUCGCACCAUUUUGUACUUAUGUGUUCUGAUGUGUAAUAAAAUAUACAACAAGUC